UCCAUUUACCUACUAAGAGCACUUCUUCUCGAUACCAUCUCUCUCCUUCAGCCUCUUUAAAACUAUAACUGCGGGGUAGCUUUCUGAUGCAUCAAAGUCCCAGUGAAAUCAUCUUUUCUCUAGCCCCCGCGGCCGGGAAUAUUACCAACGAGCCGUGCAUAUUUCGAUAUGACUAUGGCGCAUUGCAGUUAAGGCCUCCGAGGAAGAGAGGGCGGCCAAAAGGAUCGACAAAGAAAAGGAACGAUUCGACCACUACAGUCGGAAGCCAUUUUGACUUCAUUAAUGUGACUAAUCAGUCGAAACAUGUCGAUCAUGAGUCCCGUGUCAAGAUUCGGAGGCACGUAAUGGUCAAUUAUAUGACACUAAAGCACAAGAAACCAAAAGAAUUUAAAGAUCAGCUUGUCCUUCCACCGCAGGUUACUAGCGUUGAUCCGUUCGACGCAUUUCCCUUCCGUCUAGAGCCGUAUAUGCACGAUCUUUUGAAAUAUUAUAUCACUAUCGGUUGGAAAACAUUCUACUCAAUCGAGAAGCAUGCCGAAUUCAACCCUAUGACAGACUACUGGAUAGCUCUGGCGUUUCAAGAUAGUGCAUUUUUGCACACGCUGUUAGGAUGUGCCGACUCUCUUUCUGUUGAUGCACCUUGGCGAGGAAUUCAGAGUCGACCAAGAGCUACCCGACACUUAAAUGCUGCGAUCUCCUUAGUUAAUGAACGAAUUGCGAACCUCGAGUUCGUAACAGACGAAAUGCUUGUUGUUGUAGCAACUAUAGCGAUUCUUGAGAAAUCCCGCGGCGCUCAUGCUCACUGGAGCAUCCAUAUGGAAGGACUGCGCAAGCUCGUCCACCUACGUGGUGGGUUUAGCUGUUUAGAGUCGAAGCCGCUUCUGAUGGGAAAAUUGCAGCGUGCUGAUCUCUGCGGCUCGAUCGAUGCCGUUCAAGAGCCUUAUUUCGCCGGCCGUUACAACCCAACCUUUUCAAUCACUAGCGACACUAACAUUCUGAACGGAGGCUUUCAGCAAAUAGACGACCUCAUUAAUCUUGAUAAAACAUUGAAACUAUGCCUUACCUCUCUAGAAGGCUCUAUGAAGUUAAUGAAAUGUCUCAUAAGCAACAAAGGUGGUCGCGUGGAAGCAGCGAGACUCCGGUUUGGGCUAACAGCGACACAGUACACGCUACUAUCAGCGCAUUUUUAUAGUAACCAUGCAGGUCGGGAAUUUUUUCGCUUAACCUUGAUCCUUUUCUCAGAGUGUCUAUUCAAUGAGAAGGUCCCAUCGGCACCGGUAUGCGAUAUGCUUAUUACUCGGCUACAAAAUCUCUACAGACAAACACACUAUUGCCUAUUGACCGCAGAGUUUUCUUUAUGGGCGAUGUUUCUUGCUGCAUUCGUUGCGUCUAACAAAAGUUUGAAAAACUGGUGUCUCUUGGAGAUUGUGGAGUUUAAUAAAGCUAUGGACAUUAAUUCAUGGGAAAGGACAGUCGAGGUUUUAGAACUGUUCCUGUGGGACUCGCAUUUGUUUGGGGAACAGUUUCGAAAAAUAUGGGACGAAUCAUUUGCUUUUCAUCAAUCAAUAUGAAUUGAUCAUAUAUGUAUACAUAUGUACUAUAUGGAACGAUACGUACAACAACAACCGGACUGUAUCAGCCACACCAAAUCUAUCUCUGCGUGUCCAAAUGCACUGCAAGGCCAACACUUGAAGCAAAGUGUUGGGUAAAAUAGAAAGUGAGAUUGAUAUAUGAUACGUGUACACUUUCUCAUUGAACCUGUCAGAUCAAUUUGGUUUGAUGUUCAUUAAAUGCGCGCAUAUAUCUAAACAUCGAGACAGCAUGUUGAAUGAAUGCCACUUAAAUACUCGUUUUAA
Molecule: messenger RNA, 1856 nt
Organism: Talaromyces proteolyticus
Lineage: Eukaryota; Fungi; Ascomycota; Eurotiomycetes; Eurotiales; Trichocomaceae
Exons: 5
Coding region: 87-1571 (494 amino acids)
Source: RefSeq, a predicted model, not a curated record